This is a messenger RNA of Paramecium octaurelia, 3159 nucleotides long. The record is from the annotation of a GenBank genome assembly. NCBI's taxonomy places the organism in Eukaryota, Ciliophora, Oligohymenophorea, Peniculida, Parameciidae.
AAAAAAUUAUGGAGGAUGAGAGUUCAGAUUAUAUGAGUGUGUCUUAAUAGGUUGCAGAUAAGCUUAAAAGACAAGCCCUAGAUUUCAAAAUACUUAUGGAUUCUUUUUAAUAGAGAUUUCAAUAAGAUCAAAAUGAUCAAUUUUAUAUUUUAAGCGUGAAGUAUUUUUUUUCCAAUAUUAAAGAUGGCUAAAUUAAUGGAAGGAAUAUGUUUCAUAUGAAGAAUUAUUGGCUAACAAGAACCCAAGCAGAAACUUUGGAAAACUAAAUAUGGAUCUAAUAAACUUAAAUUUAGAGGAUAAAGUUGAUAGGUGCUUAAAAUAUUAUCCAAUAAAUACCCAUCCUUGGAAUACGUUCAUGAAAGAGAAUCUCUAAGAAAACAUUGAUUAUAUUAUAGUAGAUAAGGAAAUUUGGUAAUUCUUCACAACAUAUUAUCAUGGCACACCAAUUGUGAGAAUGUCAAAUGGAACAGGAACAGAGAAAACAGUCGCCGUAAAUCUAUUAAAAGUAUUUCUAUACCACUAUUCUUCGAGUUUAAAAGUACUUUGCUUUACCCUACAGUAAUCAAGCAAAUUGCACUGGAUAGGGUUCUGAAAUAAACAUUUGGCAAAUCGUAUUUACAAGUUGAUCGAAGCAUGAAGCUGAAAGACUAUUACAAUUUACUCCAAAAGACUGUUCCCACAUUCACAGGCAGUUUCGCAAAAGAUGACAACGUCCGAAUUUGGAGAUAUCAAACAGAUUAGAAGGAUAUUAACAAAGCAUUAUUUGCAGAUAUUCAAAAGCAAGUAGCAGCUUUAGAGAACAAUGAUGAAAUGAGCUUUGAUUUCGUUGGCGAUUAUAUCCAUUAUUCAAUAUAUGAAACUAUUGAAGAUGUAGGAAUCCUGGAUAAUCAUUUGAUUAUUAUAGAAGUAUUAAUAGAAGUUAUCUAAAUAGUUUAAAGAUGAGAGUAAACCUUGGUGUAUUCGUAAUAAAGCAGUUUAGGUAGAAGGAAAGUGUGAGAAUUGUUAAGUAGUCAAGGUUCUAAAUCACCCUUGUGUGUGUAGGAAAGUAGCUUAUUGUUCAUAAGAAUGCAAAGCUAAAGAUUACAACUACCACAGUAUGAGAUGUGAGAAAUUUGGAUCUGAUGAUGACACUAUCAAAGGUUUGACUUAACAACCAAACUCUAUCGCAGGAUUGGCUGGUCUGACUAAUUUAGGAAAUACUUGUUUUAUGAAUAGUGGCACACAAUGUAUAUCAAACACUGUCCCAUUAACAGAGUAUUUUUUGAGUAAUCAAUAUUUUGAUGAAAUUAACAUGGAUAAUCCUAUAGGAACUAAGGGUUAAUUAGUUAAAAGAGUGGGAUCGCUAUUAAAAAAGUUAUGGUAUGGAGAGAAAUCAGUUGUAACACCAACCAAUUAUAAAAAAGCAGUGGGUUAAUUUUAACCUAUGUUCAAAGGGUAUCAUUAACAUGAUUCAUCUGAACUGAUCACUUUUGUUUUGGAUGGCAUUCAUGAGGAUUUGAACAGAGUGAAAAGGAAACCAUAUGUUGAAACCAAGGAUAGUGAAGGUAGAACAGAUUUUGUUGUUGCCAAAGAAAGUUGGACUAAUCAUUUGGCCAGAAAUCAAUCUAUCAUUGUUGAUCUUAUGUAUGGAUAAUACAAGUCUACGUUAAAAUGUCCAAAAUGCGCUAGGUUGUCUAUCACUUUUGAUCCUUACUUGAUGGUGUAAUUGGGAAUUCCAAGUUAGAAGAAAAGAACAAUUUCUUUUAAAUUCUUUGAUUCCUUCUUCAAUUCAACAAUUAAAAUUAUUCCAUUUGAUAAAAAUAAGAAUAUAUCAUUGAAAGACUAUUAUCAAGUCUUGGGAGAGGAAUUGAAAGUUAAACCUUAAAACUUAUUUGCUUAUAUUGCUAAUUAAUACACAUCUUUUGAAUUAUUAAAGGAAAGUAGAUCCAUAGUUGAAAUAAGAAAGAGCGCCAAAAGAUCAUAAUUAUGUUUUAGGGUUCUUUUAGAUGAAGAAGCUUAAAUAUCAAAUAAACUUCCUAUUUAAUUUUCAAAUAAAUAUCAAGACUUUUCAAAGACUUCAUAUUUUUAGAAUGGAUUCUUUCUAUUAGAUGGAUCCAAUACAAGAAAAUAAAUGCAUCUCCAAAUAUUCUAAUAUUUGAAGCCCCUUUUUACUGAACACCAAAAUUUGGACUAUGAAACUAAUGUAUUAAAUAAAGUAUCUAUUGAAUUUAUUCAUUAGUAUUACAGUCUUUUAUACAAAUCUAACAGCAAUUAUUGGAAUCCAUGUUCUUAUUGUUCCUCUAAGAAUUGCAAUGAUUGCGAAGUGAAAUUUGAUGAUGAAAAACUAGAGGAAGCGAAGAAAAAAGUGGUUACUUCUGAUUCUUAAGGUCUUUUUGAAAUUAUUAUAUUAUGGAAAGAAACCCCAUAUAAUAAUGUCAAACUAGGCGAUAUUUUUGAUCAUUAUAGAAACUAAAAUAAAACUCAAGGUAAUUAUUUAUUCCAAUUCCUAUAGUUGAAUAAUCAUAAUAAUAAACUACUCCACUCCAAAAUCAUGGUCAUUCUAAUUAACAUUCUGGUAGUGUUACUUUAGCAGAUUGCUUGUAAUUCUCUCAAUAACCAGAAUAAUUGAAUUCUGAAAACACUUGGUAUUGCAAAGUCUGUCAAGAACAUGUCUAAGCUUAUAAAAGUAUGCAAAUUUACAAGGUUACUAUUUAUAUCUCAUAUUAAUAUAGGCUCCGUAAAUAUUAAUAUUCACUUUGAAACGAUUUAAGGCUUCCAAUAGAAUGUUUAAAUAAAAGCUUGAAACUUUUGUAGACUUCCCACUUAAUGGACUUGAUAUGACUGAUUAUUUAAUCAAUUCAAAAACACCUCAGGAAUAUGAAAACGAAACUGAAGAUGACAAUGGAGAAAAUAAUAAACAACGGGUUAUUUAUGAUUUGUAUGCUGUAUCAAAUCAUUUUGGAGGUCUUGGAGGCGGCCAUUAUACAGCUUGUGCUAAAAAUAAAGUAUUCAUAAUAAAGUUAUGAAAGUUUACGAAAAAAUGGUAUAAUUUUGAUGACUCCCAUGUUGGAGAAAUAAGUGAAUAAUAAGUUAUUACAAAAUCAGCCUACGUUCUUUGUUACUAAUUAAGAACCGAUGAAUCAAAGAAUUCUUAAGGACAAACCAUCUAAUAAGAAUGAG